This is a messenger RNA of Triticum turgidum subsp. durum (durum wheat), 384 nucleotides long. The record is from the annotation of a GenBank genome assembly. Lineage: Eukaryota; Viridiplantae; Streptophyta; Magnoliopsida; Poales; Poaceae.
AUGGCAACGAUCAGUAGCACCAUGGUCUUGGUCGCCGCCAUACCAUCGCCGGCUCUAGGGCUACCUCAGCUGAGAGUGGCCAGGGCCGAGAGGCUGAGGUGCAGGUUCAGCAAGAGGGUGUCUUCGGCUCUGGCUCCGGUGGUGACCAAGGGCGUGCCGCUGCUCGCCGUGGCGAGCACCACGGCGGCAUCAGCGGCCCCGAUGCUGGCCUCGGCGCUGGCGCUGGUGGACGAGCGGAUGUCAAGUGAGGCCACCGGGCUGAGCAACGACCUGCUGGGGUGGGUCCUGCUGGCUGCCAUCGGCCUUGUCUUGUGCUUCUACACCGUCUACUCCUCCACCUUUGACGACGACGACCAGUCCGGCGGCGGCGGCAUCGCGCUCUGA